AUGGCCUGUCAAGCAGACAGAGUGUGCCACAAGGCUGAACCCGCAUAUGCCGUGCCGGCUUCCCCUUGCACUCCCGCGACACCCUGCAAGUCCGACGAUGAACAUGAACAAGACCAGCAGAUAUACACUGUGCCUGGCUACGAUGCCACUCUUCGCGCCACGGCGGGGGAAACCCGUCGUGCUCUCCUCAAGGUCGACCUCCUGAUGCUGCCUUUCAUCAUGCUCUGCUUCUGCUUUCUCCAAUUCGACCGCACAAACAUUGGCAACGCCCUCACCGACACCCUGGCCAAGGACAUGCACGUCGACAACUCGGACAUCAACCUGGCCCAGACGCUCUUCACGGCGGGCUUUGUCAUUACCGAGCUGCCCUUCAACCUGAUUAGCCGGUACAUGGGACCCGAGCGUUUCCUCCCCAUGACCAUGUUUCUCUGGGGGACCGUGACGUGGGCGCAGGUCUUUGUGAAGAAUGGCGCCGGGCUGAGUGCGGUGCGGUUCUUGAUUGGUGCUCUGGAGGGGGGUUAUAUCCCCGGAUUUGCGCUGUACAUUUCCAAGUUUUACACGAAUGAUGAACUGGCGUCGAGGUACGCUCUGUUUUGGGCGUCGAACGCGUUUGCCGGCGCGUUGGGGGGGCCGCUGAGUAUUGGGCUGUUGUCGUUGAGCGGGAAUGGAGGGCUGAAGGGUUGGCAGUGGCUGUUUCUUGUUGGUAUGGUCAACUCUGCGUUGUAUUUGGUCUCGUUUUUUGCCUCGAGAGACUACUUGCUAACGACGCCCAAAGAGGGCAUCCUGACAUGUGCGCUAGGGGUAAUUGCGUACGCAUAUCUCCCUCACAGCGCCGCGCAACCAAAGAAGUUGCUUGGGACAUGGUUCAACAUGUUUACCGAGCGAGAAGCUUCCAUCCUAGUGACUCGCGUGUUGCGGAACGAUGCAACCAAGGCCCUUCGCUGGGGGAAACCCGUCGAGGCGUCUGACGUGUGGCAGACCUUUAUGGACUGGCGACUGUACGGCCAUCUUGUUGCGGCGCUGCUGUCCAUGGUCAUGAUUGCGCCCAUGAACACGUAUGCGCCGUCCAUCAUCAAGGCCCUAGGCUUCACGCGGCUGCAAGCCAAUGGCCUCAACUCGGUCGGAAGCAUAUGCUCGCUUGUGCUGUCGGUUGGCCUCGCAUUCAGCAGCGACAAGACAAAGGAGCGCGGCAUCCAUGUCGCCGUGGGGUAUCUGGUUGGUGCCGCAGGUCUGCUUUGGCUUGCGUUGGCACCCGACGAUGUGCGCAAAUGGACCCUUUACGGAGGCGUGGUAUGGACGCAGAUGGGCAUGGGCUCGGCACAAGCCAUCAGCGCCGCGUGGCUGACGACCAAGAUGGAAGAUCACAAGCGGCCUAUUGCGCUGGCCGCGUACGUCAUGAGUAUUCAGCUUGCCAACUUUCCAGGCAACCAGCUUUUCAGGACUCAAGAUGCCCCGCGGUAUAAACGCGGCCUCAUCAUUGCCGCGUCGUGCACAAUCGCCGCCAGCGCCGUGAUUCUAGUAUGGAAGAUGCUGUAUAGACUGCUGGACGGUGGUGAUGGCGGCGUUGAAAAGGCAGCGUUGGAGCAGGACCCGGAGCCGCAGGCGGCAGGACCAACUUGGUCAACACUACAGAUGAAAUGA
Molecule: messenger RNA, 1641 nt
Organism: Metarhizium acridum CQMa 102
Lineage: Eukaryota; Fungi; Ascomycota; Sordariomycetes; Hypocreales; Clavicipitaceae
Biological process (GO): transmembrane transport
Cellular component (GO): membrane
Molecular function (GO): transmembrane transporter activity
Source: RefSeq, a predicted model, not a curated record